AUGAAUAAGCUUUUCAGCUGCUGGAAAAGGAGGCAUGAGACCCCGAGCCGUACCUCCUCAGACCUGCCCAUAGGCCAGACCUACAAGCUUCUAGAUAAGGAUGUAAAGAAACUUCACAGAGCUGCUUCACUCGGGGAUUUGAAGAAGCUGAAGAAAUACAUUCAGGUCAAGAAAUAUGAUGUGAACUCGCAGGACGAAGAAUACAGAACACCUUUGCACCUGGCCUGUGCUAAUGGACAUACAAAUGUUGUACUUUUCCUAAUUGAGCAGAAAUGCAAAAUAAAUGUCCAAGAUAGUGAAAACAAAUCCCCAUUGAUUGUGGCAGUACAGUGUCAAAAAGAGGAUUGCGCUAACAUUCUUCUAAACUAUGGUGCAGACCCAAAUCUGAUGGAUUUUUGUUACAAUACUGCUCUUCACUAUGCAGUUUGUGGUAAAAGUUUCUCAUUAGUUGAAAAACUGCUUAAACACAAAGCUGAUCUGGAAGCUAAAAAUAAGGAUGGGUGUACUCCACUAUUACUUGCUGUUAUUAAAUGUAAUCCAAAAAUGCUAAAAUUUCUUCUGGAUAAAGGGGCUGAUGUGAAUGCUACAGAUAAUUAUCAAAGAACAGCUCUUAUUAUUGCUGUCAGUGGUGAAGCAACAUGUGUACAAAGAAGUCUUCUUCAGAAAGGUGUGGAAUUAUCUUGUGAAGAUAUAUAUGGAUUAACAGCUGAGGAAUAUGCUUUUCUCAAUGGUUUUACUGUGUAA
Molecule: messenger RNA, 744 nt
Organism: Saimiri boliviensis boliviensis (Bolivian squirrel monkey)
Lineage: Eukaryota; Metazoa; Chordata; Mammalia; Primates; Cebidae
Gene: ANKRD7
Product: ankyrin repeat domain 7
Molecular function (GO): protein binding
Source: RefSeq, a predicted model, not a curated record